CGUACGAGGCCCCGGUGGCGCGUUAACCUCCCGCUCGAACGCAGUACGCUCUCGACUCUCGCGCAGGCCAGGUUGCAUUAAUCCUGUCGGUCGAUCCGCCGACCACGUGCAACCAGCCAACAGGCAGCUGCGAGAGAGAAGCCACGUGCACGUGUCCCUCAUGCACCAGCGACGAUAUCGCCGGCACGAAAAGGAACAAAAGAGGGAUAGACAAUAAUAAAGAAUCUUUCUUAAAAAGAGAGUCCUCCGGUUCGUGUAAUGUGUCGUGUGAAACGCAUUCUAUUAAUUGCUAUUCAAUGAUAACCAAAAGCCAACAAAAUAGUGCAAAUCAAGAUAAUCGUAAAGAUCAAGCUCGAGCUCUCUCGCAAUUUAUAUCUCCCAUGUGUUUCGCGGUCAUGAGAAUUUAAUUUCGAAGUGCACGAGAAGAUAAUCCGAGGGAAGUCACGGUGCUCGACUGGGAAGAGCCACGGAUUAAAACGGACAUCGUAAAUUAAUUCGCGAGAGAUUCCGAUCGCGCUCUUGGGUUUGGUUUGCGAACAGUUUAUAUCGGGGGUAUUACACCGUGACGCCGACUGGCGGCAAAUUUAAUUUCCAGACGCGUUUCUCACGCCUGCGAAAUCAGUCCAACUGCGCGUGGAAUGUGACGAUUAAAAAGAGACGCGCCAUCAUUCUCAGCGUUCCACUUUCGGUGGCCGUGUUUAAAAUCGACAGGCCGAGGCAAAAAUGAAUUCGAAAUGGUCACGCCCGUGUGCGACGCGCGUGAGCCACGCUUUUUUACCACGGAGAAAUGCGAUCGCAACGGUACGGUAUAGCCUUUGGGCUCUUCAAAAAUUUUCACGCUUCAAUGAAUCGUAAAAUAAAAAAAAAACCGGAAUCGGUCAGAAAAACCCUUCGACACGGAGAUCGAUCGAUCGCAACGGAUUGGAAUAAUUGAAUUAUCGAAAGCCCGGAGGCAGGAAAACGCGAACCUUUCAGGACGACCAUACAUGGUCGUCGUCUACCUACAAAGCCGAGGAAGAAGCAGCAGUAUGUCGUCGUGAUCGCGUGGGAGGUCGAGGCAUCGCGUACGGCGCUUUUUACGCGCGAAACGAAGCGGAGAAACAGAUUCGUGCGUUGAUUCCGGAACCCACACGCGGAUAGAGCGACUUUGUUUAAACCGCGCUUUUAUUCUGUUCUAUUAAAAAUGCACUGAUUUUAUUACGAACGGAUCGUUUAAGAACUAAGCAUGUGACUAGCACCAAUUUCUUCAAUAUAUCGCGAAAACGCGUGCCGAGCCAAAGGCGGCCAACAGAUCGAUCUGGAUGAGAUCACCCGAGAGAUGAAGGGAACCUGAUCCAGAGCAAGUUCGUGCCGCCAAGUAGGCAGCAACUCGAAUAAUCACCUGCAACUAGUUCGUUAGCAAACCGUAGCUAAAUCUCUAUGCAAAUCACAUCGCCGCGAGUGAAUGAAAUCAAGAAAUUUGAAAACAAAACGAAAGGAAUGUCGCAGGAAAAGGAAGAAUAAAAUGAGACCAUGUGAGCGAACUACGAAUUUAUAAACCGCUUGAAAAGACUACGUGCGUCAUAUCGCGUGAUGAAAGAAUCGCAUGCGGAAUGAGAUGAAAACUGUGUAGAAUGCAUAGCGUUGACCUGUCGUGUCAACGUCCGAGAUGCGUUCGUGGCUGAGGUGCAUUAUCGGCAUGCUCCGCUUACAGAGGAAUCUCGCGAAAUAAAAACUGUCCAAGACAUGUCGUCGCCAUUGCGCUCGUGACGAACGCGCAUGACGAAUGAAGAUUUUCGCGGGUAAAAAUAAUAAUAAAGGAAACGAGCAGCAUGCCGGUCGCGGGAACGAGGAGAUUAUGCAGAAUGGGACUCGUCGCGGUCUUGGUCACCGCGUUGUGCAUUCUGACUCUGCUGGACUCGCCGCCAGCACGACUCCCGGAUCCACCGACCGAUCCUCCUCCCACGCCUGGAGGUGAACCGCCGGGCACAAGAAGCAUCGUCGCUUAUUCGUGGGCCCGAAGAUUGGCACUCGAUUACAGGCCCACCAAGCAGUGCGACGGUAAUGGUACGCGCGGAAUGGCGUUAAACGCAUACAAGCUGCCCGGCACGAAAUGGCUUGAGACAAUCCCGGGACAGCUCUUCCUGUACAGCGCCCACUUGGACCUCAGAAUCGCUGGUUACCCGAGCAUCAGAGUGAUUGGCGUUAAACGAGGAGCCCUGCCGUCCUCCGCGCUCUUCUGCACUAUAUGGUAUUGGGAGAACGGAGGGAUGCUAUCGUUGAGCGUGGAGGCGCUCAUCUCGACAAUCUGGUUGGACGAAUGGGGUGAGAUGGCGAACAGUUAUAUCGGAAUCCUCGUGAAUUGUCAAUUGCCGUUAGACGGCUCAAUACGCCAUACAUCUCGGAUUUAUGUAGGUCCGAGUUCUUGCUACGAGAAUGCUAGUCAUAGUUUAACGAUUCGCUCGGAAUUCGGUGACGAGACUUUUGCCGAUGGAAGAUUCACUCUGUGCAUUAAAGGAUUGGACUUCGAUGAGGAUAUAUCGCAUAAACUAAUAGCUUUCGUCGAGCUACAUCGUAUUUUAGGCGCUCAGUUCUUUUACUUCUACGUAUUCAACGUGCACGAGAACGUACUCAAAGUGCUACGCUUAUACGAACGAUCGAACGUGGUGCGAUGGUUCACGCUUGACCUGCCGGGUGAUUUGCCAAACGAGAAGACGGCCCGAAGGCGAUUCUUCAGCGAGGACAUCUGGACGAAGAGGCGAAUGGAGUUGAUCCCAUACAAUCACUGCUUCUAUGAAAAUAUUUACCGCUCGGAGUUUGUGGUACCAAUCGACAUCGAUGAGGCGAUUGUGCCAACGCGCCGGAAGACCUGGCACGAAUUGCUGUUAGAUGAACGCGCGAAGCUGGGCAGGAGCUUUAAAGACUUCGCCUCGUAUUCUGUACGGAACGCCUAUUUCUUUCUCGAGCUGCAAAAUAGGAGUCAAACCGAUCGGUUGACCGGACUGGAUGAGAAGAUCCGUCGCUCGGCCGAGUAUACAGACUAUCUGGAUACCAUGAGAACGGCCAGUAUUUCGCCCGAGGGCGACUCGGUGAAAAGUUUCGUCUCCACGAAGCGCGCGUUAACGGUGCACAAUCACUAUGCUCUAACCACGCUGAACCCAUCCACUAUACGGGCUCAUCAUCUGGACUCAAACGACGUGCUCAAACACCAUCACCGAGCUUGCGACAGCCGACAUCUCGAUUGCGAUCUCUUAAUGGAGGACGUUAGGAUCGACGAAUCCGCUUUACGCUACGCGGACGAACUGAAAACGAGGAUGAAGAUCGCCUUAGCCGAUCUUGAUGCCCUGCCAUAG
Messenger RNA from Mycetomoellerius zeteki, 3332 nucleotides. RefSeq lists its product as uncharacterized. Gene Ontology annotation, cellular component: cytoplasm. Gene Ontology annotation, molecular function: glycosyltransferase activity. The record is from RefSeq and is a predicted model, not a curated record. Lineage: Eukaryota; Metazoa; Arthropoda; Insecta; Hymenoptera; Formicidae.